Messenger RNA from Sander lucioperca (pikeperch), 2272 nucleotides. It is a transcript of the gene lck, whose product is annotated as LCK proto-oncogene, Src family tyrosine kinase. The transcript is spliced from 13 exons. The record is from RefSeq and is a predicted model, not a curated record. Gene Ontology annotation, biological process: T cell differentiation; B cell receptor signaling pathway; protein phosphorylation. Lineage: Eukaryota; Metazoa; Chordata; Actinopteri; Perciformes; Percidae. Bases 253 to 1764 code for a protein of 503 amino acids. Gene Ontology annotation, cellular component: extrinsic component of cytoplasmic side of plasma membrane. Gene Ontology annotation, molecular function: ATP binding; non-membrane spanning protein tyrosine kinase activity; signaling receptor binding.
AAACUCUCAGAGUCGCUCUCCUCCACUCCUCCAAAGUGUGUGACACACAUCAGCACUUCUAUCGAGUUAGUUAUAAUAAGAGAAGCGGACGAUUUCAUUUUCACACCCGGGCUCCAGGGGUGAAAAACUCACUCAUUGCUAGGUAGCUCUUUUUAAAAAAAAGAUAACUAUUUAACAAAGACUAUCUCUAUGGCGGCACGUGAAAUCUGAUAUUGUUGGACGCUUGAAGAGACAUAUAUUUCAAGAGAAAAGAUGGGAUGUAACUGUAGUUCCGACUAUUCAGACAGCGAGUGGAUUGAGAACCUGGAUGAAAUCUGCGAACACUGCAACUGCCCCAUACCUCCCCAGUCAUGCAAUCCAUACACAGACCAGCUGAUUCCAUACAAUUACCCAUCACAGCAUUCGCCUCCUACAUCUCCUUUACCAGACAACCUUGUGGUGGCCAUAUACAGUUAUGAACCCAACCAUGAUGGUGACCUGGGAUUUGAGAAGGGAGACAAACUCAAGAUCAUCAACAAGGAUGAUCCAGAGUGGUAUUUGGCAGAGUCUCUCACCACAGGCCAGCAGGGCUACAUCCCGCACAACUUUGUUGCAAUGACCACAAUGGAGACUGAACCGUGGUUCUUCAAGAACAUUUCUAGAAACGAAGCCAUGAGGCUCCUGCUCGCUCCUGGGAAUACAUUGGGCUCCUUCUUGAUUCGAGAGAGUGAAACAACCCAAGGGUCAUUCGCCCUUUCAAUCAGGGACUUGGACCACAACACUGGUGAAGGAGUCAAGCACUACAGAAUCCGCAACAUGGACAGCGGUGGCUUCUACAUCACAGCCAAGAUAUCCUUCAACUCGCUGAAGGAGCUCGUCCAGCAUCACUCACGUGACGCAGAUGGGUUGUGCACAAAGCUGGGGAAGCCGUGCCAGUCGAGGGCACCGCAGAAGCCCUGGUGGCAGGAUGAGUGGGAGAUUCCGCGCGAGUCCCUGAAGCUGGAGCGCAGGCUUGGAGCAGGACAGUUUGGAGAAGUCUGGAUGGGUGUCUACAAUAAUGAAAGAACGGUGGCAAUUAAGAACCUGAAGAUGGGCACAAUGUCGGUGGAAGCCUUCCUGGCAGAAGCCAACAUGAUGAAGAACUUGCAACAUCCACGCCUUGUCCGCCUCUUCGCUGUUGUUACCCAGGAGCCAAUCUAUAUUGUCACAGAGUACAUGGAAAAUGGUAGCCUAGUGGAUUACCUGAAAACGACAGAGGGAAGCAAUUUGCCCAUGAACACUCUGAUAGACAUGGCGUCUCAGGUGACUGAUGGCAUGGCUUUUAUUGAGGAGAAAAAUUACAUUCAUCGAGACCUGAGAGCAGCCAAUAUUCUGGUGUCUAAUGAACUCAUCUGUAAGAUUGCCGACUUUGGACUGGCAAGGCUGAUUGAGGACAACGAAUACACAGCAAGAGAGGGUGCAAAGUUCCCCAUCAAAUGGACAGCCCCAGAGGCUAUUAACUAUGGCACAUUUUCCAUAAAAUCCGAUGUUUGGUCAUUUGGGAUCCUCUUGACAGAAAUAGUGACAUAUGGACGCAUACCUUACCCUGGUAUGUCCAACCCAGAGGUAAUCCAGAGCCUGGAGCAGGGCUACAGAAUGCCGAAGCCAGAAAACUGUCCAGAGGGGCUGUAUAACGUCAUGUGUCUGUGUUGGAGGGAAAACCCGGAGGACAGGCCCACCUUCGAGUACCUGAGGAGCGUUCUGGAGGAUUUCUUCACUGCCACAGAGAGGCAGUACCAGGAAUAGCCCUGAUGGGGCAGAACAACAUACAGACUUACAAUAAAUGUACUCAAACUAAAGGCACAGCCUGUGCAGAUGGAUGCUGGAUUUUGUUUUGUUUGUUUUUGAAGAGUACCAACUUGAUAUUGAUAGGGUAGAAUUUGAAGUUUUAUCAAAUAAGAGUACUUUGUUGCUUCAAACUUAUUUUGAAGUCGCCUCUUUGAUAUGAUACAAUCACAUGUGGAACUGUAAACCCAGAAACUCUUGCAACAGUUGGACCACUGCAGAGCCAACAACAGAAAGGAGAGUGACUGAUCAUGCUGCUUGAAUAGACUGGGAACUGUCUGCUGUAGCUGAAUAAGUAGCUGCUCUCCUGGUGCUCAUUAUUAAGAUGUAAAUACUGUCAAAGGGCUUUAGCUGUGUUUUACCUCAGCAGUUUAAUAUGCAUGUUUUAUAUUGUUUUACUUACAGUAAAAAGCUUUACAUAGCCUAUUUUGUUUGUUGUUACAUUGAAUAAAGCAGAACCCAUCACAAC